Molecule: messenger RNA, 1581 nt
Organism: Mycena citricolor
Lineage: Eukaryota; Fungi; Basidiomycota; Agaricomycetes; Agaricales; Mycenaceae
Source: the annotation of a GenBank genome assembly
AUGAGCGAAAAAGAGCAAAAACAGUGGUACGUGAUCCGUGCCAUCGGAGGUAAGGAAAAAAAGGUGAAGGAAUACAUCGAGACGGAAGUCCAGAAUUCUCACCUCGAAGACUAUAUCUCCCAGGUUCUGAUUCCGACUGAGAAAGUUUACCAGAUCAAAAACGGUAAAAAGAUCAGCCGGGAAAAGGUCUCUUAUCCGGGCUAUGUAUUGGUCGAGGCCGCUCUCGUGGGCGAAAUCCCGUUUAUGCUUCGCAACACUCCCAACGUCUUAGGCUUCCUCGGAGACACGAAGGCUUCUUCCAUGGUGGCAACCCCUCUCCGCCCUCAGGAAGUGAGCCGGAUUUUAGGACGUGUCGACGAACUGAGCGUCAGCGAGGAGGAAAACGAAGUUCCUUUCUUCGAAGGAGAAACCGUCAAGGUUACCGAUGGCCCAUUCUCAGCUUUUCGGAUCAAAGGUGGUGCCGCCAAUCCUUCGCCUCCGGUAGGGCCCGCUCUGGGUUCGAAAGGAGUGAACAUCAUGGACUUCUGUAAACAGUUCAAUGCGAGGACCCAGGACAAGGCAGGCAAGGUACUUCCUGUCAUUAUCACCGUUUAUGGCGAUAAGUCGUUCGACUUUAUCAUUAAGCAGCCGCCGGUAGCCGUACAGCUCAAGGAAGCCGCAAAGCUUCAGUCGGGUUCCGCCGAGCCGAACCGUAAAAAGGCGUACAAGCUCAGCGAGGCGGCAGCUCUUCUAAAGGAGAUUACCUUUACGAAAUUCGAUGCUUCCGUGGAUUUGGACGUGCGACUUGGUGUUGAUCCCGAGACCGAAGCGACCGAGGCAGGCGCCGAUUACGUAGGUUUGGACGAAUACAUCGAGAAGAUCAAAGGCGGUUGGACCGAUGUGGACGUGAUCAUCACAACUCCUAAUGUAAUGGCGAAGGUGGACGGGUACCGUUACGAUGGAAGUCGGAAGGCGGUAAAAGAGGUGAAAGCCGGUAAGAUCGACUUCAAAGUCGACAAAUUCGGUAUCGUUCACUCUUCGAUCGGCAAGAUCGCGUUCUCUGCGGAACAGAUCGUCGACAAUGCCAACGAGUUCAUGAAUGUAAUCAUGAAAUUGAAACCGGCUACGGCUAAAGAGCAGACCGCUGCUUUGAGAAAGCUUUGUUUCGAAAAGGAAGUGAAGCUGGUGGUUGCGAAGAAUACGUUGUUUAUCAAGGCUCUCGAACAGACCGGGAAGAUUAACGAGGAGGUGCUCCCUUCGCUGAAAGGCGAAACGGCGAUCAUGUUCGCCAACGUGGGUAAGAGUCCUGCCAAGUUGAUCAAGGAGUUCCGCAAGGCGAAUCCGAAACCGGUUCUGAAAGCUGCAUGCGUGGAAGAUUGCAUCUAUCUGGGCGAUGCCGCCGUAGAGGAACUGGUUAACAUCAAGUCGCGCGAAGAGCUUAUUGGUGACAUCAUCGGACUGUUGCAGUCUCCCGCGAAGAACGUUAUCUCCGCACUGCAGGGUUCUGCCGGACAAAAAAUCGCAGGGUUGGUUAAAACCCUCGAAGCAAGGGAUAAUAUUUCCGGACGGUUUGCCGGAGGGCGUUAUCGAAAAUCCGCCUGA